AUUAUCUUUUUCUUUAAACUGCCCUAGUUUUAUUUAACAAUUUAUAAGUGUGAUAAAAAGAUGUUUUUACAAUAUGAGGGCCUGUAAAAGUUGGUUUUUAAGGGUUUUGCUUUUCCAAAUUUAAAUCAUGUUCAGGGACAAGGGACUCAUGGCAACUGCGACAAUGGCCACUGCAGCAGGUGCUGCUGCACUUUUGUAUUAUACACUGAACAAAAAAUUACAGUCUAAUCCAUUAACAGGUGAUGAAGAAGACGGGAGUGAUGUACAGAAUCAUGCUCCAUUAGGGAUUGCUAGGGUCUCUCAUAGGCUUGUUCAAGCUCCUGCCACGUGGAUAGAGACAAUUUCUACUUUGUCGGAGACUCUUAGAUUCACUUAUUCCGAGACUUUGGGAAAGUGGCCCAUUGGGGAUUUGGCGUUCGGUAUCAGCUUUCUCUUAAAGAGGCAGGGGAACUUGCAUUUUGGUCACAUAUUUGGUGAUAAAGAUAGUUCACAGCUCAAAGGACCUGAAAUUGCUGCAGAGCUUAGAUACCUCUUGAAUUUGCUAACCCUCUGCUGGCAUUUCUCCAAAAAGCCCUUUCUUACGUUUCUGGAGGAGACAGGCUAUUCUGAAGAAGAUGUUCUUCUUCAAGAACCCAAAGCUGGAAUUUUAAAGCCAGCCUUCACUGUUUUGGUUGAUCACAAAAUGAAAAGUUUCCUCUUACUAAUUCGUGGAACUCACAGUGUAAAGGACACUUUGACAGCUGUUACUGGUGCAGUGGUACCUUUCCAUCAUACAGUGGUACAUGAUGGAGGAGUCAGCAACUUGGUUUUAGGUUAUGCCCAUUGCGGAAUGGUUGCAGCUGCUAGGUGGAUUGCAAAACUUGCUACUCCUUGUCUAGAGAAAGCCCUUAGCACUCAUCCUAAUUACAAACUUACGAUUGUAGGACAUUCUUUGGGUGGGGGCACUGCUGCACUUUUGACAUAUAUAUUACGUGAACGGAAAGAAAUGUCAACCACAAACUGCGUUGCAUUUGCUCCAGCUGCUUGUAUGACGUGGGAGUUAGCUGAAUCAGGAGCCGACUUUGUUACUUCCGUGAUAAAUGGAGCAGAUUUGGUGCCUACAUUCUCUGCUGCUUCAGUGGAUGAUUUGCGCACUGAGGUUACGGCUUCUGCUUGGUUGAAUGACCUGAGGAAUCAGAUUGAACGCACCAGGGUUCUGAGCACAGUUUAUCGCUCUGCUUCAGCUUUGGGUUCUCGACUUCCAUCCAUGGCCAGUGCUAAAGCCAAAGUUGCUGGUGCUGGUGCAAUAUUACGUCCAGUUUCCAGCGGUACUCAGGUUGUUAUGAAGAGAGCACAAAGCAUGGCUCAGGCAGCUUGGUCACGCCCUUACCUACGCUCAUGGUCAUGCAUAGGUCCACGUCUUCGAUCCUCAAUUGCUCAGAUAAAUUAUAAUGAAGGAGAAGACUCAUCAGGAUCUUCUUCAACUCAAAGAGAAACUUCGGAGCCUUUUCUCACGACCACUGAAGAGACAAGAACGGCUAUUGAAAAUAUGGAACUUCCUGUAUCUUCUUCUGAUGGAAUCGUUGAGAGUUCAGACAACUUUAUAGAUGAGGUUGGUGUCUCAGAUAGUAUGGCUACUAAGGAUGAUGACGACGAGGUUGCGUAUGAUGUAAGGCAUGAAGAUCACACAAUGGAAAUAGAGUUGUGGGAACAACUCAAGCUCAAGCUUAAUGAGCAAGCUGAUAGUGGUGAAGCCGAUGUGGCCAAGGAAAUUAGGGAAGAAGAAGAAGCAGCCAUUGCAGAAGUAAGUGACAGCCAGACCCAAAGCUCAAUCCCAGAUGCGAAGGAGGUGCAUAGAUUUUUCCCUCCGGGAAAGAUAAUGCAUAUUGUGACACUAACAUCCGACGAAGUGGGCCGUGAGAGUGAUAGCAGUAUUUCCAAUGACGGGGACCAAAGCCAGCCGGAGGAAGAGGCGAAGGUUGGAAUUUUUCUCACUCCCAGGUCAUUGUAUAGUAAAUUAAGGCUAUCGCAUACCAUGAUAAACGACCAUUUUAUGCCGGCUUAUAGAAGACGAAUUGAAAAGCUGAUUAAAGAACUUGAGAAUGAAGUGACUUCUGAUACACACAAUUGUAGCUGAGAAAUUGAACAGGAAGUGCUGUAAACUGUUGGUAGUGAAUUUUGGUCGCAUCUUAGUGUUAGCAUCAAGAGGACUACACAUACCUUAAAGGUGACGUCUUUAACCACAAUUCUUUGUUCUGAAAAUGAUUUUGACAUGUGCAUAGGCUUAAAGAGUUUUCAUUUCCAUUGAUGGUGAGAGUCCCUUUCGCAAUCAUGAAUUCUAUAUUACAUCAUUAAAAGCAUUAUUUUCUUUGGUCCA
Olea europaea var. sylvestris is the source of this 2356-nucleotide messenger RNA. RefSeq lists its product as uncharacterized. Gene Ontology annotation, biological process: lipid catabolic process. The transcript is spliced from 8 exons. The record is from RefSeq and is a predicted model, not a curated record. NCBI's taxonomy places the organism in Eukaryota, Viridiplantae, Streptophyta, Magnoliopsida, Lamiales, Oleaceae. The coding region runs from base 128 to 2116 and encodes 662 amino acids.